Molecule: messenger RNA, 4149 nt
Organism: Diatraea saccharalis (sugarcane borer)
Lineage: Eukaryota; Metazoa; Arthropoda; Insecta; Lepidoptera; Crambidae
Source: the annotation of a GenBank genome assembly
AGUGUCCGGCCUCGCAGACUGCUAGACGGUUGUGUCUGAUACAAGAGAUACAUUAAUGUUUCACGUACUUCUUAUAGGAUAAAGGAUUAGGUGUGAUAUGUACUGUGUAGUGACUGGCUGUGCUAUUUGAUGUUUGUUUGUGAGGAAGAUAUUCAGAAGCAUUCAUGAUUCAGGAAUCGCAGACUAGUAAUGCAGAGAGAUGGAGCGGACGAGGACCAGAACACAAUAUAGCGUUACAACAGAUCCUCAAACUUCAAGAAGCAAGAGCUCUUCACAAAACUUCGCUUCUGCCCAUCUACAAAAAGAAUGGCCUUCCUUCACCACCUGGAGAUAAUCAUGACUAUGAUCAUAACAAAAGUGAAAACAAACCAGAAACUUACGACCCGCGCGUCCUUGAACAAUUCAAAAUAGAGGCAGAAUUCAGAAAGCUUAUGGAACAAUCAGCAAAAGAUACUCGCAACGAAGAAUCUCUUAAAUAUUUUCAACACAUGAUGGAAGCGAAACAACACUUCGAAUAUCUUAGAAGCAUUCAAGAGAAGCAAAUGAAAUCGUCCGUUGAGAAUGAUAGAUCUGAAAUAAAAAAAGAAAGACUAUCUCCAAUACAAAACAGGUCAUCUCCCAUUCAGAAUAACUCGCCACAUAGAGUUUCUUCAGCGGAACUCUCACCAAAUCAUAGUGUCCGCUUAUCUACCUCAUCUAGCCCCGUCUCAACCACCAGUCCAGUAAAUUCAUCCCCUCUAAGUCAUUUACAAAAUAUGCAGCCUUUUGAUUUUCGAAAACAGAAAUGCAGCGACAAUAAUGAUAAAGAAGAUAAUAGUAAAAUAAAUUACGAAAUGAGUCAUGCAGAAAAAGCCACUAUGGAUUUAAUGAGGAGUCAGUUUUUCAAUUUCCCUCUUCCUGGAAACAUACCAAUUCCACCUAUGUCUAUGCCGUCUACCUUCAAUCACCCUGCUGCAAUGGUAGCUGCAUUAAGUCAAAAUCCUAUGGGUCUUGCAUCGUUACAAGCUCUUAUACCACAGAUGUCUACUAAGCCAGUAGAGUCCAUAGAAAAUAAAUCUAAUAACAUAUCUGGAAAACUAAGACUAGACAAUUUGCGACAAGAUGAAGAAAAUGUACUCAACUUAAGUAAAGAUUCAUAUGAUGCAGCACAAACUUCAAGAAAUUUAUUAUUGGGGAAAUGUAUUACUCCACCUAAGCGACAAUGGGGAGCAUCUCCAAUGCCAUUAAAUUUAGGAACCCAUUUUAUUAACCCUGCUACUGGAAAAAAAAGAGUUCAAUGUAAUGUUUGUUUAAAAACAUUUUGUGAUAAAGGUGCGCUUAAAAUACAUUUUUCCGCUGUACAUCUUAGAGAAAUGCAUAAAUGUACUGUGGAAGGUUGCAGCAUGAUGUUUAGCUCACGACGAUCCAGAAACCGACACAGUGCUAAUCCAAAUCCAAAGCUUCAUUCACCACAUCUAAGAAGAAAAAUUUCUCCUCACGAUGGCAGAAGUGCACAAGCUCAUUCAGUGCUAAUUCCACCCCACUCAGCUGGGCUUAGUAUACCACCUGUAAUCAAUUCCAUGCACCCAUUUGGUUCAUAUCCUCUACUGAAUCCAUCUCAUAACAUGAGACAAUUUGCUUCAAAUGUGCCAUUAGACUAUAAGAACAAUAUAAAUAUAAACUUCGCAUCUGGUAUUGAUCACUCACAUUUACGAAGAGAAUCGGACUCAGUAGAAAAUAAAGAUCAAGAUGGUCAAGGCGAAUCAGAUGAAGAUGAUGGCAUCGUAGUAGUUGCAGGAGAUGACGAUGAUGAAGAUGGUGAACAUAUAGAUACUAGUGAUUAUUAUUCAAAUCUCCACAAAUCAAAUGGAUCAGUCGAUGAUUCAGACACUGAAUAUGAUCAAAGAAGCGUAAGUGAUAAUAAUGAGAAUGUGGAUAAUCGAAAAGAUGAAGCUUGUAAUCCUGAGGUAAAAAGGAAACGGAAGAAUUUGAAUCCAACUAGAUUGCAAAAUAAUCACUCCUAUGAUGAAAAUGUUAAAAAUGAUGACCAAUCAAAAGAACCUCAAACUGAAAGUGAGUAUAAUGCUAUAGACCUCAAAAGAGUCAAAACUGAAAGUCGCGAAAAUAAUGUAGAACAUGUCGAUACACAGGAUAGCGGCGAAAAAGUUGCGAUAAAACAAGAAUUCACGCCUGUAAAAGAAGAACCUACGGAUAUCAAUUACACGGCACAAGACUUAAGAAUCAAAGAAGAACCUGUAGAGAAGUCUGAAAAAUGUAAAACAAAUAAUAACAUUCAAUCAAAUGAGGAUCAGUUUUCAUCAGAAAACGCAUUGAAACGAUUAGAGAGCCUAUCGAAAGGUGAUUUUCCGAAUUUAAAAAAAUCUGACACCCAUAGUUCUAUGGGACCCUUUAAUUUAUCGUUGACGGAAUCAGUAGAUUAUUCAGAUAGAUCCCCGUCUUCGUCAGUGUCAAGUUUCGAUUACGCGACUGAAGAUAAUCACGGCCAAAUAUACGGUCACUUUGACAGCGGUUUUUUCAUAAGCACCGCUGACGUUCCCCUCGAUCAAGACAAUCCUCGACGCUGUGCCGUCUGCGGAAAAAUAUUUCAAAACGUAUAUUUACUGAAAACACAUUACCAAAACUCACAUCUGAAAUUAAUGUACAAAUGUAGUAUUGAUGGCUGCCGAGCAUCUUUUUCAUCAAGACGAAGUAGAGACCGACACAGUGCGAACGAAAACCUUCAUAGGAAGUUGUUAUCCUCCGAAGAUUUAAGAAUAUCUGAUGACACUCCAUCUCGAUUGAUAGAAAAGAUCAGAGAGCAAAUGGAAGUCCUAUCGCGUUUCAAUGAGGAAGAGCGAGCUGUUCCGUACAUAGAAUCUCACAAAUAUUAUAGAGCAAAGGAGUCUGACAAAAUCAGGAAUCAGUUCAAUCAACACAUGCCUUUCAGUCCUCCUUAUCCUCCCCUACAAUUACCAGAAGCCUACCUAAGCAACCGAGACAUGUUCGCACAGCACCCUUUUCUAUUCGCACCAUUUGGAAUGCUUCCUAACUUCCCACCUCUUCCCUUGGGUUUUCUCCCACCUAGUCUCAAUGCUUUCGGUUGUCAGAGCCAAAGUUAUUCCCCACCAUUGCCAAGAAAGCUAAAUUAUUCCAUUGAAGAUGAGGUUCCACGACCAAAUAAAGACGGCACUUAUCCUUGUAGAGGAUGCAGAGAUAAUUUCAAAGAUCUAAAUACAUUGAAACAUCAUUGCGAAACUGUACAUGCUCAAGCUCUACACCGGUGCAAUGUAAAUGGUUGCAACGCUGCUUUCUUUUCGAGGACAAAGAGGAAUAUACACUAUGAAUCCCAUGUGGCGAGACGACAGAACGGCAGGGGUAUUGCAUUAAAUACAUCUUGACCUAAAUGUACAUAAGUUCGAUUAUUAUGAUAAAAAUCUUCAGUGUAUUUUGUGAUGUUAUUUUUAAAUUUACCAAAUAGUUUGUUUGUAACUUUUGAAUUCCAGUACCUUUAAAUUCUCAUAGUUUCCGUUUAGCAAUGGAACGAAGGUAUGGUGUUUCUAGCUAGUGAUCAUUGUAAAUAAUUAUAUAGCAUUUGAGUAAAAAUAAAGAUAAAAAAUAAAUAUUUAAGUGUAUGUAAAUAUUGAUUAGCGUCCUAAAUAAGUGUCCUGUCUGUAAGUUUUUAUAAUGUAAAAAUAAGAAUUUUGACAUUCCAUAGUAAUAAUUUGUGCAAUAAAAAUGUAAAUAAAUAAAUAGUUUAAUAGAAGUGUACAAAAUUAUAAAUAGUUACAAUAUAUACUGUUCAAAGUCGUCUUAUAAUUAAAACUAAAUUAAUAACAUUUGGCUAGACAAGUCUCAAAAAAUAUUUCUUGGCAUUUUCAGAAUCCAUUGUCUUUAUCAGCUGUGUAGCAAUUUUCAAUAUAUAUAUCGUUAUAAUUUAAUUAUCAUUUAUUAGAAUGUUGAUUAACGAAAUGUAAUUAUUCAUAUCUCUUGUAUAUUUGGUGCUAACUAAAAUAAUCCAAUACUAUAAUAUUUUGGCAUCAUUAAGUAACCUGCGCGUGUGAUGUGUAUUUGUAUAUAAACCAAAAAGUAUUAAUGUUUAAGAUAAUAAAUGAAGUUGUAAUAAAAAGCAUGUUAUCUUCCUCUUGCCAAACGACAAUGUAAUAAAAUGUU